Molecule: messenger RNA, 1887 nt
Organism: Odocoileus virginianus texanus
Lineage: Eukaryota; Metazoa; Chordata; Mammalia; Artiodactyla; Cervidae
Source: RefSeq, a predicted model, not a curated record
UUUCAUGUCACCUGUAUCUGCGACAUGCCUUGCUUCGCAUUCUUGGAGUAAAGGCAAGUGGUGAAAGCUUGGAGAGGAAGGUUGCCACGAAUGAAUAGUGGGGAGAAUUAGGAAGAGCCGAAAAUCGGUGAAGUAGGACAACUGAAACAGAAAUAAGUGGGACCUACUCUCCCAUGAGACAGUAUCCUUAGAUUUUUCUACUGCUUAGCUUCAGCCACGUGUCGUGAGCGACACUAGACUUCUCCUUAUUACAAAUUGAUGAAUUUUCCAUUUUUUGAGCUGUAAGAUCAAGUUAGUUACCAUUACAUCGGCACUGUUCACCUCUACUUCUCCCUCGAUAAAUUAAUAAUUUGAAACAAAUCUGUUUUCAUGAAGAGUGACUGCAUACAAACUACAACAUGUCAAGAAAGAAAAAAAGAUCCAAUAGAAAUGUUUCAUUCUGGGCAACUGGUCAAAGUCUGUGCCCCAAUGGUGCGGUAUUCAAAGUUGUCUUUUAGAACACUAGUCAGAAAAUAUGAUUGUGAUCUGUGCUAUACACCAAUGAUAGUUGCUGCUGAUUUUGUCAGAUCUGCAAAAGCCAGAGACAGUGAAUUUACAACAAAUCAAGGUGAUUGCCCAUUGAUUGUUCAGUUUGCUGCUAAUGAUGCAAGACUUUUAUCUGAUGCUGCUCAUAUAGUCUGUCCUUAUGCGAAUGGAAUAGACAUUAACUGUGGUUGCCCUCAGAGGUGGGCAUUGGCAGAAGGUUAUGGAGCUUGCUUAAUAAACAAGCCAGAGCUUGUUCGAGAUAUGGUGAAACAAGUAAGAAAUCAAGUGGAAAACCCCCGAUUUUCAGUAUCUAUUAAAAUAAGGAUCCAUGAUGACCUUACAAGAACUGUAGAUCUCUGUCGAAAGGCUGAAGCAACAGGAGUUUCCUGGAUUACAGUCCAUGGAAGAACUGUUGAGGAAAGACAUCAGCCAGUUCACUAUGAGGCCAUUAAAAUAAUUAAGGAAAGUAUGUCUAUACCUAUAGUUGCUAAUGGAGACAUCAGAAGCUUAAAAGAAGCAGAAAAUGUGUGGCAUAUUACUGGGACAGAUGGUGUUAUGGUUGCAAGAGGACUCUUAGCAAACCCGGCCAUGUUUGCUGGAUAUGAGGAAACCCCACUGAAAUGCAUCUGGGACUGGGUUGACAUUGCUCUUGAACUUGGAACUCCUUAUAUGUGUUUCCAUCAACAUUUAAUGUAUAUGAUGGAAAAGAUAACUUCAAGGCAGGAAAAAAAAAUAUUUAAUGCUUUGUCAAGCACAUCAGCAGUCUUAGAUUAUCUUACAGACCAUUAUGGGAUUGACCGGACUUCCUGAAUUAUUUUCUAUCUGCAGUGAAACCAUCGAAGGUCACAUCUUGGUUUUUACUUUGAAUCAGUGACUCUAAAAAUUAGUAUAAAAACAACGCUCCAACAGAAUUUUUAAAAAUCACUCCUGGACCACAUCCUCAGAGAUUCUGGUUCAGUAGAUCUCUAGGGUAGACCCAAAUUUUAAUUUUAAAAAAGAUCCUAGGUGUUUCAAACAUUGACAGACCUUACUCUGUAUCCUAUUAUGAAUUAAAAUGUGAGAAUUUUUUUCCUAAAGGAAUCACAUUUUUAACAUUUUUAAAUAAAUAAAACUUUUAAUACUAAAAAUAUGGCUCAUAUGGUAUCUGUUAGUUAACAUGAAGUGUUUUAAAUGAAAAUCAGUGCAGAAAAGUGAGACAGCAAAUGCCAACAUCUAUAUGAAAUGAAAAGGAAAAAAAUUCUGUAUAGAAUUGAUUUCAGGGCUUAAAUUCAAAGUUUAGAUUGGAAAAUUAAACUGCUGCUGCUAAGUCGCUUCAGUCGUGUCCGACUCUGUGCGACCCCAUAGACAGCAGCCCACCAGGCG